Aedes aegypti (yellow fever mosquito) is the source of this 2131-nucleotide messenger RNA. Its product is annotated as tigger transposable element-derived protein 6-like. Gene Ontology annotation, cellular component: nucleus. The coding region runs from base 267 to 2102 and encodes 611 amino acids. The record is from RefSeq and is a predicted model, not a curated record. Lineage: Eukaryota; Metazoa; Arthropoda; Insecta; Diptera; Culicidae. The transcript is spliced from 2 exons. Gene Ontology annotation, molecular function: DNA binding.
UAUUUGUAUUUUGCUAUGUACUAUGAUGAUGCUGAACAUUUUUUGGAUGUUUUAGUAUGUUCAGUUAUUAAGAAAUAUUUAUUUUUACAUGAAAUAACACAAAUUAAAAUUAUCUGUUACGUCGGGGUAGAAUGAGCAGCGUUUUGUGGGGUGUCAUCGCCAUGACAAACUGCACCAUAACCUAUAAAGUUGAGUUUAUUUACAAUCGUACAAGCAAACGGGGCUCUAUAUUUUUGGAAGUUUUUCGCGAAAAUUAAGUAGAAAUAAUGGUUCAGUGCUACAAAAGUGUCGGUAAAAAGAAACAGUGGUCGUUAACGAAUCUUCGUGCGGCGGUAAACGCAGUUAAUCAUCAAGGAUUCUCGAAAAAUAUAGCUAUUGAGUACGGUGUACCUCGCCAAACAUUGAAUCGAUACUUGCGAUGUCCGGAACACAAUGUGCGUGAAAAUACAAUGCCAACCGGCACAGUAUUUUCUCGACAGCAAGAAGAGGACCUAAUGCAGUACUUACUGGACAUGGACAAACGCCUGUAUGGCCUCUCUUUUCGAGAUUUGAGGAGCGUUGCGUAUCAAUUGGCCAUUAAGCAUCGGUUCAGUCGCAAAACACAGCUUGCAGGAUAUGAUUGGGCUUGCGGAUUUCGCAAACGACAUCCUCAAUUGGCUUUACGAUCCCCGGAACCAACGUCUGUCGCUAGAGCACAAGGGUUCAACAAGGUUGCCGUCAAUGGAUUCUUCGAUAUUUUGGAAGACAUUUUCGACAACACUAGGUUCCCUCCAAGCAGGAUAUAUAACGUUGACGAAACGUCGAUUCUAACCGUUCAAACAAAAACGUCCAAAGUUAUCUCUCUAAAAAGAAAGCGUCAGGUUGGAUGUAUUGCUUCGGCUGAUAGGGGAGUCCUAUCCACGGGUUGUAUAUGCAUGUCUGCAGCAGGACACUUCAUACCACCGAUGCUUAUUUUUCCUAGAGUACGACUGACGGGCCAAUUGAAAAAGGGAGCACCACCGGAAACACUAUUCAGCUGUAAUACUACGGGCUGGAUGACCAUUGAUGAUUUUUCUGCGUGGUUUGAUCACUUUUUGGCCCAUACAAGACCUACAGCAGGAAGUCCAGUGUUGCUGCUACUGGAUGGACAUGCAUCCCCCACAAAGAACUUGAAGUUCCUGGAUAAAGCCAAGCGUUCACAUGUAACGGUGGUUUCCAUGCCUCCCCACUGUAGCCACAGGCUUCAACCACUUGACGUCAGCUUCAUGGGACCUCUUAAAACUAAUUUGUCUCAAGUAAUUGAGAAGUAUUUGAAAAUGAACCCAGGCAAGGUCAUCACACUGAAUGAAAUUAGUGCACUGUUUGGAACAGCUUACCUUCGCUCAACAUCAGCUUCUGUUGCAGUGAACGGAUUCAACAAAACCGGCAUCGCACCUUUCAACAGAGCAGUGUUUACGGACGAUGACUUCGCACCAGCUGAUGUGUCGGAUAUACCGUUGACAGCGAACGGUGGAUCUUCGAGUAAUGAGACCACUACGGAGGAUAAAAACCGACAACAGUUUCAGGGUGUUAAUGAUGGCCUCGCAACAAUUGAUCUAACGAAAACACUCCCAAACACUGUUGAAGGUUCCCAAUGUGACGUCCAUUCCGACGACGAAGAUGGGCCAUUUCUAGGAUUCGAUGACGUUGACAUCACUACCAAGAAAAUAACGGGGAUUCCAACAAAGCGUUCGACACAGCUGAACAAGUCAUUUUCCGUAGGACCAACAGCAAUUCGUCCAUUUCCCAAAAUGGCAUUGAAGGAACGAAAGAGUGGUAGGAAGAAGGAAAAAUCUAAAGAACUGACAUCCAGCCCAUACCGAAAUGCUCUAAGAUCACUGCAAGCUGCUAAGGAAAUAAAGCAACUGAAGGUAUCAGAAAGAGCUUCAAAAAAGCCUCCUCAUGGCGCACCUAAGCCAAGACGUCAACAAAAAGAAAACCGAAUUGUACAAGAUGUACUAUGUGAAACUUGCGGUAUCUGCUUCAGUUCGUCAGGAAAUGGACGUGAUUGGGAAAAGUGUAGCAAAUGCUACAUUUGGUUUCACAAACUUUGCGCAGAGUCCUGUAUGGCUUGCCGUAAGUGAGUGCUUUGAAUUCGUUAUUCGUUCUAUGC